This is a messenger RNA of Sclerotinia borealis F-4128, 2262 nucleotides long. NCBI's taxonomy places the organism in Eukaryota, Fungi, Ascomycota, Leotiomycetes, Helotiales, Sclerotiniaceae. The record is from the annotation of a GenBank genome assembly.
AUGUUGAGGUCAACAUUGACGAGAUCGGCUCUAAGAAGCAGCAGACAGAGUUUCUGUGCUGCAAGAACAUUCGCGACUACAAAUAGAAGACAGGCAGAGGUUACUCUUACUGUUGAUGGCAAACAAGUUUCUAUAGAAGCUGGUUCUGCUUUGAUUCAAGCAUAUAUUGCUAUCAUGAGUAAGUCGACACGAUGCGCAUAUCACAAACGAACCCUACUGAUCCGAAUCUUCCACUACAGAAAACUUAUGAUAGCAGGAAAUUGUCGUAUGUGUCUAGUUGAAGUCGAGAGAGCACCGAAACCAGUGGCAUCAUGUGCAUGGCCGGUACAGCCCGGUAUGGUCGUCAAGACCAGUUCGCCCCUCACACACAAAGCCCGAGAAGGAGUUAUGGAAUUUUUAUUGGCCAACCACCCGUUAGAUUGUCCUAUUUGCGAUCAAGGAGGAGAGUGUGAUUUGCAAGAUCAAUCUAUGAGAUAUGGAAGCGACCGUGGUCGAUUCCACGAAAUUGGUGGCAAACGUGCCACCGAGGACAAAAAUAUUGGACCCCUCAUCAAGACUUCGAUGAACAGAUGUAUUCAAUGUACAAGAUGUAUUCGAUUCGCAAACGACGUUGCUGGUGCACCGGAACUUGGAUCUACUGGACGAGGAAACGAUUUGCAAAUUGGAACAUACCUUGAAAGGAAUCUGGAUACCGAGAUGUCGGGAAAUAUUAUAGAUUUGUGCCCGGUUGGAGCUCUCACAUCAAAACCAUACGCUUUCAGAGCGAGGCCAUGGGAACUGAAACACUCCGAGUCUAUUGAUGUAUUGGAUGGUUUGGGAUCAAAUAUUCGAGUCGACUCCAGAGGCCUCGAGGUUAUGCGAAUUCUCCCUAGAUUAAACGACGAUGUCAACGAGGAAUGGAUCAACGAUAAGACCCGAUUUGCUUGUGAUGGAUUAAAGACACAAAGACUUACAACCCCACUGAUCAAGAAGGAUGGCAAAUUCCUCCCAGCCAGUUGGGAGCAAGCUUUGGUUGAGAUUGGUGCUGCAUACAAGGAUUUCGCACCAAAGGGCAACGAAUUCAAGGCUAUUGCUGGAGAAUUGAUUGAGACUGAAUCAAUGGUUGCUAUGAAGGACCUAGCUAACAAGCUUGGUUCCGACAACUUGGCUCUUGAUCAACCUUCUGGAAAUGCCCCAAUGCCCCACGGUAUUGACGUGCGUUCGAAUUAUCUGUUCAACUCCAAGAUUUGGGGUGUAGAGGAAGCUGAUGCUAUUUUGAUUGUUGGAAGCAAUACCCGACAUGAAGCUGCCGGUCUUAACGCUCGUAUUCGCAAACAAUGGUUGCGUUCUGACCUUGAGAUUGGUGUCGUCGGCGAGCCAUGGGAAUCAACUUUCGAAUUCGAGCACCUCGGUACUGAUGCGGCCUCCUUGAAGAAGACCCUUGCCGGACCUUUCGGUAAGAAGCUUGCAGCGGCCAAGAAACCAAUGAUUAUCGUUGGUUCGGGUGUUACUGAUCACGCUGAUGCUAAUGCUAUGUACGAGACGGUCGGUACCUUCGUUGAUAAACAUGCCUCAAACUUCUUGACCGAGGAGUGGAACGGAUUCAACAUCCUUCAACGUGCUGCUUCAAGAGCUGGUGCUUUUGAAAUUGGCUUCACAACACCUUCCCGAGCAGUUGCCGAGACAAAGCCUAAAUUCGUUUGGUUACUAGGCGCCGAUGAAUUUAACGCUGCUGAUAUCCCCAAGGACGCCUUUGUUGUCUAUCAAGGUCACCAUGGUGAUCGUGGAGCUCAAAUAGCCGACGUUGUUCUUCCAGGUGCCGCAUAUACCGAGAAGGCAGGAACUUACGUCAAUACUGAAGGACGUGUACAAAUGACCCGUGCCGCCACGUCAUUACCAGGUGCUGCACGAACUGACUGGAAGAUCAUCCGAGCAGUCAGUGAGUUCUUAGGAGCUCCAUUACCAUAUGACGAUGUCGCCGCUCUCCGUGAUCGUAUGGCCGAAAUCAGUCCUUCGUUAGCAAGCUAUGAUGUCGUUGAACCGGUUGCCUUGAGACAAUUGAGCAAGGUACAAUUAGUAGACCAGAACAAGGGCAGCAAAACAAUGGGUGCGCCUUUGAAGAAGGUUAUCGAUAACUUUUACUUUACAGAUGUCAUAUCAAGAAGUUCCCCAACAAUGGCCAGGUGCUCAGCAGCAAAGGAGACGGGUAACCCCCAAACUAAUUUCCUGGCUCCAGGUUACUCGACUGAGCAUCCUCGUGGACGCGUGGCUUAUGGACCUUGA